This is a messenger RNA of Lacerta agilis (Sand lizard), 3192 nucleotides long. RefSeq names its product casein kinase 1 alpha 1 (gene CSNK1A1). Gene Ontology annotation, cellular component: cytoplasm; nucleus. Lineage: Eukaryota; Metazoa; Chordata; Lepidosauria; Squamata; Lacertidae. Gene Ontology annotation, biological process: peptidyl-serine phosphorylation; signal transduction; negative regulation of canonical Wnt signaling pathway. The record is from RefSeq and is a predicted model, not a curated record. The coding region runs from base 561 to 1655 and encodes 364 amino acids. The transcript is spliced from 12 exons. Gene Ontology annotation, molecular function: protein serine/threonine kinase activity; ATP binding.
UCCCUCCGGGAAACGCAUGCGCAGGAAGGCGCCUCUCCUCCCCUGUUUCCCAGAGUGCUCUGCGCGGUGAAGAAGCGUCGGUCGCGGGCUGGAGGCAUUUUGUGUCCUGGAUAUCAGCAGCGAAAGAGAGAGAGAAAGAGAGCGAGAGCGAGCGAGAGGCAGACAAGAUGGCGGCGGCGGCCGAAUGAAGCGCCAGGCGGCGGCGGCGGCAGCCGGCGGAUCCGCUCGAACUUCUCCCUCCCUUCCAAGCCCUCAGGGCUACCUUUCCUGAGAGGGCAGAGAGAGCGCUGACAGCCGCGGAAGCGUGUGGAGGGGGACGUCCGCUUCCUACAAAGGGGCCUGGUUGCGAACGGAGCCUCGGGGACCGGAGUCCUCCCUCCCUUCCCCCAUCCUCCAUACUUCCCCCGUCCUCUUCUUCUUCCUCCCACCGACAGACCCCUCGAAAUCCUGGCUUUUUCGUAGCAGGAGCUGCUUGAGGAGAAACUCGGCAGUCGGGCGCUCGACGUGUGAACAAGCCUCCCUCCUCCCCCCCUCCCCGCUCGCGCUCUCCCUCGGUCGCCAUGGCGAGCAGCAGCGGCUCCAAGGCCGAGUUCAUCGUCGGGGGCAAAUACAAGCUGGUGCGGAAGAUCGGCUCGGGCUCCUUCGGGGACAUAUACUUGGCCAUCAAUAUCACCAACGGGGAGGAAGUAGCUGUGAAGUUGGAGUCUCAGAAGGCCAGACAUCCCCAGCUGCUAUAUGAAAGCAAACUAUACAAGAUUCUGCAAGGGGGAGUUGGCAUCCCUCACAUACGGUGGUAUGGUCAAGAGAAAGAUUAUAAUGUUCUAGUCAUGGAUCUUCUUGGACCCAGCCUUGAGGAUCUCUUCAACUUUUGUUCUCGAAGGUUCACAAUGAAAACAGUACUUAUGUUAGCAGACCAGAUGAUCAGUAGAAUUGAAUAUGUGCAUACAAAGAAUUUUAUACACAGAGACAUUAAACCAGAUAACUUCCUAAUGGGUAUCGGGCGUCACUGUAAUAAGUGUUUAGAAUCUCCAGUGGGGAAGAGGAAAAGAAGCAUGACUGUUAGUACUUCUCAGGACCCAUCUUUCUCAGGAUUAAACCAGUUAUUCCUUAUUGACUUUGGGUUGGCCAAAAAGUACCGGGACAACAGAACAAGGCAACAUAUACCAUAUAGAGAAGACAAAAAUCUCACUGGCACAGCCAGAUACGCCAGCAUCAAUGCACAUCUCGGCAUUGAACAGAGUCGUCGUGAUGAUAUGGAGUCACUAGGAUAUGUAUUGAUGUACUUUAACAGAACCAGCCUGCCGUGGCAAGGAUUAAAGGCUGCAACAAAGAAACAGAAAUAUGAAAAGAUUAGUGAAAAGAAGAUGUCUACUCCUGUUGAAGUUUUGUGUAAGGGUUUUCCUGCAGAAUUUGCAAUGUAUCUGAACUACUGUCGUGGCUUGCGCUUUGAAGAGGCUCCUGACUACAUGUAUCUGAGGCAGUUAUUCCGUAUCCUUUUCAGGACUCUGAAUCACCAAUAUGACUACACAUUUGACUGGACAAUGUUAAAGCAGAAAGCAGCACAGCAGGCAGCCUCUUCCAGUGGGCAGGGGCAACAAGCCCAAACCCCCACAGGCAAGCAAACUGACAAAUCCAAGAGUAACAUGAAAGAUUAGCGCAGAGUUCAAGUUUUGUCUUACGUAUAAUCAACACAUUUAAGGUUUUUGAGCAUGAAGAAGAGAACAGAUGAAGCAGAGCAGAAUGGAGCAGGAUCUAUCACUCCCCAAAUCCUAGGAAUUUUAGUUCAUAAACACACUUGCCAGUGGUUGUGGGCAACCAUCUACUUGAUGUAAAGAACUUAAUUUCAGUAUAAACUGGCUCUGGGCAGCGCCGUUGAUGCUGCAGCUUUGAGUUGUAGCAGCUGUAAUUGUGAAUAUUACUGAGAUAGUGAAACAUGGUGUCCAGUUUUCUAUUGCAUUUUUUCAAGUGGAAAAGUUUAACUGAAUAGUUGACACACAAGUGGUGGAAAGAAUUGUGCAUAUGCCAAUUUUUGUAACCUUUUUACUUUGAACUACACUGCUUAUGAGAUCUCAUUGUUUUGGAAGAAUGGCAUGAACAAGUCUUCAGGAACAGUUGUGGUAAAUUGUAAAUGCUCACAAUUGUGCACUCUUUCUGGGUAUUCCUCCCUGGUUUUGAAAGCUGUACACUUAAAACAUUCUUAAAAUUGCUGGUGUCUUGAGUGACAUAAGCCAGCUGACAAUGGUAGUAACCAAAGAUUCCAGUUUUUAAGCCUAUGAAAGACUCUGCCUGCUUACCUGUGCUAGAAGUAACAGCAUCUAAAGUGAAGACUUAUGAGAAACUUAGCGACUACUAGAUUAUCUUUAGGACUCUGCAUUAACUCUAUAAUGUUCUUGGUAUAAAAGGAGAAACAGCAUAUUUGUCACAAAUUUAGUUAACAUCUUACAACUGAAACUUGUAUGUAAGUUGUUUAGAUAAAUGUAAUCACUGUAAACAUCUAUAUGAACGAAUUUUGUUUUUAUUUUGGAAACAGGAGCUUUUUUGUUUACAAGUUCAUUAAAAACUAAACUGUUUCUGUAAGGAAAUGAGGUUUUUUUUUUAAAUUUGCCUUGAUAAUUUGCAAUCUAAAUUAGACACCACCCUUUUUUAAAAUGGGCAACUACAAGGCCAUUUGUUAAAGCAAAAGUCCUAUUUCUUAAUCAUUUUAGAUCUAGUGUUGUAACUCUUCCUCACUUUUGUUUUUCAAUAAAUUUUGUAUUUUUUUUCUUGAUGGGGAGGGGCGCUCUUGCAUUUUUAUAAUCUGUUGCAUCGAUACCCAGCCCACUGUAACAAAAGACUGGAUAAAAAAUAAAGGCAUCUUUUCAGACCCAUCACAGCAGCUCACAAGCCUUGCCAUUGUCUUGCAUUGGCUGGACUAAUUUGCAAAAGUAGCUUUGAAGAUUUAAAAUGGAAGUGUGUGGAGGAUUUUAAAAGGAGGAAUUUUCUUUUCAAGUUCUUGUGAAGUGGAUAUGACCAGAUUUACUCUUGUUCUCAGGCAGCAUCUCGGUGUGCAGUGUUCACAUGGGUUACUGCCUUAGGCUAUCCUCACUCUAAUCCAGCUAAAAGAUACUCUUACUGCUGGUGAUUCGUCUAACAGUGUAACUUAUUCCUUUAUAGCAUGUCAGAAUAAAUUUUAAAAGUUGUCUGAAAAUUCUG